UUGGGGGGCUAACCGCUCCGUCCGCGGAGUCUUCCCGCAGCAUCCCCAAGGUCGCUAGCCAGGCGCUCCUUCUAGGUCUGCUCCUUCACAUAGGAGCUCUCGGGUGUCGCCACACGCGCCGUACCCGUCCCUUGUCCGGAUUCCUGUCGUCGCAGAUAAUACUCUCUGCCUGUCGGGAUUCUUUUGAGACGAAAUGAAGUGAUGUGAAAACUUUUUUGGGAGGGUGGAUCUAACCCACUCUAUACACGAGAGGACGACACGUUUUGCCUGCUACUUCCCCUAAAUCCAGCCACCAAGUCUCUGUGGUAACAGAGGGCCUGGGCUUAGCAGUGCCAGAGGGUGGGUUCUGCUGACCUUACCUCAGGAGGUCCAGGCCAAACUGAUCUGAACUCCCAAUUACUCCAGGUUUUUAAGCAACGGUCCUGAGGAGGACCAGGGAAUAAUCAAUGUGAUGUCUUCCACGAGACUCAUUCCCCUGUGGAAGGAUUUUAAAUAUCUCAUAAAUGACAUCAUACAUAAAAGCAAGCAAACGUCAGAAGACCCAAAGAAUGAGGUGGUUGUGCUGAGCGACCAGUCCCAGAUACUGUUCAGAGAGUCUCGCCAUCCUCAAAACAUGCCGCUUAUAUGCCAUUACUUCAGUGAGGCCAACUUCUUUGCCUCCCUCUCUUGGGUGACAAGCUCCAAAGAAAUACAGGCCGUAGUAUGGAUGAAGAGCAAAUCUGAGGACCUGGUCGAGAAGAGAACAUUCUCCAUGAGUGAACGACUGCCGCCCAUCCAAUCCAUGGUCCACACAGGUUCCUUUCAUAUCCUCGUGGUCUACUGUGGUGACCUGCUCCUGCGGCUCUUUGGGGACCACUUUUGGUCAUUCAAACCCCUGGGUAUAGUGCCCUGUCACUUCAACAUCAACUGCCUUUGCUAUGACCCAGAAAUGAAAAUGCUUCUGUCGGGCAUCCUGGGGGCAGUAGUCACCUGGAGCAUCGAGAGGAGUGGCAAGGGCCUCCAGAUAGCCUACACGGUUCCCAUGCCUGGUGACGAGCUUGUCCAGGACAUCAGGCUGAAUGGCCCCAAUGGCUCUCUGCUAGCGCUGUGUGAGACGGUGGUCAGGGUCCUUGAGCGCCAAGGCCAAGGCCAGCUUGGAGAGGUUCAGAGGUUCACUUCCACCACCAGUGGCUCCUCUAUCACCUGCUGCUUCACCUGUUUUGACCAGGACUUCCUCUAUGCCGGAAAUAAGACUGGGGAAAUCCAAGUAUGGGGCCUCAUGCGGGGAAACUACCUCCACAGUUUCAAGGCGCACGUGUCAACAGUGAUCUGUAUCCGCAGCCGGCCAGAGGCCCACACCCUGCUAACAGCUGGCAAGGAAGGCUUAAUCAAGGAGUGGAGCCUGACCUCGGGGAACAUGCUGCGGCGGCUAGAACUUGAUGAGGAACUGUACAGGCUCCAGUUUAUUGACAACACGACGUUCUUCUGCCAGACUACCCAUACUUUCUCCUUGCGCCGUCUGCCUUGCUUCUAUAGCCUCUUCAACGUCCUCAGCUCUGCUGCCCAGCAGCUGCGUCGGGUCCGCUGUGGUGAUAACUGGUUCCGGAUCCUGUGCACUACCGCAGAUGGCUUAUUGCACUUUGUGUCCCCACUAACUGGGGAUCUUCUGGUUCUUACCUGGCCCUUCUCGAUCCUGGACCAGGCUGUGGAUUGGGCUUACGACCCAGAAAAAGAGGAGCUCUUUGUAGCGACAGGCAAUGCAGAGGUGCUGGUGUUUGACACGACCCGCUGCCCUUGCCCAGCCAAGUAUCUCUUGUGCACUUCACCGGAUUCUCAAGACUGGGUGCAAUGCCUGGCUUAUGGGGAUUUUCACCUGGGUCGGGGUCUACAGGGACUUAUGUUCUCUGGACACCAGAGUGGUAUGGUAAGAGUGCUUUCCCAGCACCACUGUGCCCGAAUAGAGAAAUUCAUGCACUUCGGACCUAUCCUGGCACUCACUACACUAUCUGGAGGGCUUCUUGGUAGCCGAGAAAAUGCUUUGCUCUGUUCCUAUGGAAUGGAUAAUUACGUGCACCUAUCAGAGGCUGUGCUUGAGGGGAGGAAAGUCCAUUUGAAACCGCUUGCCAGCAUUCUCAGCAGCUGUCACCUAAGACACCUGAUACUCUUGCCCAAGUCUGUAGGUGCCAUUACGGAGACUAACUGCCUGCGUCUCUGGAAGUUCCAUGAUUUUCUGUCCUCUGAGUCACAGGAAGGCUCAUCGUUUAUAGAGACAUUGCCUCUGCACCAGUGCACCAUCACAUCCUUUGAUGUCUGCCUGUCCUUGAGUCUUUUUGUCACGGGUGGUAUUGAUGGGUCUGUCCGGGUCUGGAACUUCCAUGGUAGACUUGUAGCUAUGCUGGACUCAUCACUGCACUUUGGCCCACUCUGCUUUGCAAAUGACCGGGGUGACUUGCUUGUGACUUUUAACCAGAGUCUUUAUCUGGUGUCCUGUCUAAAACUGCUUCACCCAAGCCUGCUGGCUCGCCUUUCCUUUAUGAGCAUGACAGAUGACGUGCUAGAGGCCCCUAAGCCUUUCACACCGAGCUUCUUCUUCUCCUUUGAGACCAUGUUUGUGCCCAAGUAUAUCUACCUUGGAAAAGGGCAACAGGAAUUAGUGGGUCUGGAGAAACUUGUCAAUAAGCGGGCCAUUGCCUUUGACCAUACAGUGCCACACGUCAUAGAAGAAGAUGAGCAGGGGAGCACUGUGUUACUGUCUGCCUUCAGAUAUGACUCCUUGUAUGAAGAGGAAACCAGUCAGACAGAUGUGAGCAAACCUCCUCAUUACGUGGUUCCUCCCCAACUACAGCUGACUUCUUGGGAUGGACUCAACCCUUACCAAACAUUGCAAUGCUACUUUGGUCAUGGGAGGAAAUGGCUCUUAGCCCCUGAUUGCUACAUCCCCAACUCAGUAAUUCGUGCCCGUCUUUGGCCAGAGGGUAGUCCAAUAUACCUACAGUGCAACCUGCAUUCACCCAUGCAGGAGAUGGAAUGGGACAAGACCCAACAAUUCUUCUUCUGGCACAGAAAGGUAAGAGCUCUCAGUGAUUUCAAACCAUAUACACAGGAAAAGGAAGACGAAAGCUUCCUAGAAAUGAGAAUGUCCAAGGAUAUAACCUACAGUGUCCUUACAGACUCAGCAAAUCGCAGUUGGCUAGGGAGAAAGAUGAGUGAAAUAGCUAUUAAUAGUCUGGUGGAGACAAUCCUCUGCAUCAUGAUUCACGCUUCUCCACUGAAGUACCAGUGCUGUAUUGGUGCAUUGGGGCAAAUCUUUGCUUCUUACGAAGUGUCUUCAUCCUUGCGCUCUGAAACAGCCCAUCGUCUACUGGAUGAUACCACCAAUUCCAACCCACUGAUCCGAGAGCUAGCUUGGGAAGGGCUAAAGCGUCUAGGAAUGAUUACUCAUCUCUUUGCCAUGCCACUGGCCCAAGGACUGAUGGAUAAGGAUGAAAGAGUGAGGAGUAAGGCCCUGAGCCUCAUGACUGACACUGGAGUCCACUCUAAGUCCUCACUCCUACACCUGAUCCAGAACCGAGAGACCUUCCGGAAGAUGCAGCAGGAAAUGAUUGGAGAGGAAUCCCUAGAUCAUCUGCUGGGGAUGCGGGCCACAGAUCUCCAAAUCCUUCAUAAUCAAGUGGAACAGCGAUUGAAUGAAAACCUGACCUUGUCAGAGGGACACAAAAAGCCUGCUUUUUCUUUAGAGGUCUCAAAGACUUCUUCACAUUUAUCCCUUUCCAAGAAAUCUGACAGAAUUCCCCAAGAAUCUGAAGUUGCCAUCAAGCCUGGCAAAGGCCAAAGACGGGGCCGAGCAGGGGGCAAAAAGCAGACCCGAAAAUUGUGGCGGACCCUCAAGAAGAUAAAAGAGGCUGGCAAAGAGCCGGGUCCCUUAGAGGGUGAAACUGACCAGAGUGAAGCUGCACCAGUUUUGGUGGAAGAUACAGCCGCCCAUUCUAGAGUGUCUUCAACCAUCAGUUUAGUAAAGAUUUCAAAAGAUGGUGAACAACCUCCAGAGAAAGACACCUCAAAGGACCAUUUUGCAUUGACCCUGAAGCUGCUGAGGAAAAUACAUGACAGAAAAGGCAAGAAAAGAACAGUUCAGAAACCCAUAAUGAGGGGCAAGAAGAAGACAAAAGAAGCUAAGUUUACAAUCAAUGAAUCUCUGGCUGCUGUAAAGGAAGAGCGAGUCGUGAAGCAGCUGAAAGCCAAAGGGCGGGGUGCCUCUGGAGCGCCUGGCCGCAAGGCCACCACUGAAGAUGGCGCAUCAUGGCGAGAUGAUCUAUGUCGUCUUAUGACCCUGAGAAUAUCUGGUUCCCAAACAGAAAUGUCAGAGGCUCUAAACAUGGAACUAGUGACCAUGGCUCAGGAGGUACUGGCAGAUAAGCGGCCCAGUUGGGAACUUUUUCAGGAGAUCUGCCCUUUGUUGGAGAAAAAAAGUGACAUUCUGCUUGAGGACCUAGACUGGGAUGUAGCCUGGCCAGAGGAGAAACCAAUUUUUAUUCAUGAAGGGGCAAUUAGAGAAGACAUAAUGACCGAAAGGGAGGAUGAGAUACCAGAGGUGCAAGAGCAGGUGCAAGAGGAAACAAGGGACAUGCCGUACUUGCAGGAAACCCAGGUGAUUCUCAAAAAAGGCAAGAAAAAGAAAGCUAUCUUUUUAAAAUCCGAUGGCCUAACUAAGGGACAACAAAUACCAAAGAAAGAAGAGAAGAAAUUUAAGAAACCCUUUAAGCAAGAGAGGAAAGAAGUUCAGCAGGAAAUAAAAGGGGAUAAAAAAGAGAGGAAAGUGAGCAAAGAAGAGAGGGAUGUGAGUCAGGCAGUAAAGGAAGUGGCCAAACCAAAGGAGGAAGUAGCUAAGCAGGAAGAAAGGCCAGUUACAGAUGAGAGGAAGCUGUCCUGGCAGGAGUGGAAGAAGUCCUGGGAUGAGUGGAAACAGGGCCAUGGUGAGACAAAGAUGUCGUGGGAUGAAUGGAAGAAAGCUUGGGACAGGAGGAGUCUUGGGGAAGAGGAGAAACCACAAAUGGAUGAAAAGAAACCACUCUCAGAGGAGGAAAAGCUCGAUGAGGACAAGAAGCAGAUAUGGGAUGAGUGGGCAGAGAUCUGGGAAAAGGUAAAAGCCAAGCCCAGAGAGGAUGAGGAGAAAUUGGCCCUAGAAGGAGAAGAAUUGUCUCAGGAACAGGGAGAACAAAAAGAGCCAAUGUCAAAAGAGCAGAGACAGAUCCAAAAAGAGUAUAAACAGGCCUGGGUCGAGAGGAAACGAGCCCAGGCCGAAAGGAAACGAGCCCAAGAAGAAAGGAAGCUGGCACAAGAAGAAGAGAAGCUAGCCCAGGAAGAGAGAAAACUGGCCCAGGAAGAAAGAAAACUGGCCAAGGAAUAUGGGAAGCUGGCUCAGAGGGACAGGACAAUGGUCCAGGCAGAGAAGAAGUUUGUCUACAAAGAGGAAAAACUGGCCCAAAGAGAAGAAAAGCUAAGCCAGGAAGCAGAAAAACUGGCCCAGAGAAAGAAGAAACUGGCUAAGAAAUUUGAGGAACUGGCUCAAGAAGAAGAGAAAAUAGCAAAGAAAGGAGAGAAGCUGGCUGAGAUAAAAAAUAUAUUGGUCAAGAAGAUCGAAAAACUGACCCAAAAGGAGCAAGACCUGGCACUGCAAGAAAAGGAAAUAGCCCAGGAAUUGGAGGAGCUGACAUGGGAAGAGGAGGAACUGGCUCGGAAAGAAGAGGAACUGAAUCAGGAAUUGAAGGAGCUCGCUGAGGAAGAGGAGGGUCUGGCUCAGGAAGAGAAGACACUGGCCUGGCAAGAGCAGAAACUGAUUAAGGAAGAGAAAACACUGGCCCUGGAAGAAGAACUGCUGAUCCAGGAAGAGAAGAAACUGGCUGAGGACAAGGAGAAACUUCCUGCGGAAGAGGAAAGGCUGGCCCAGAAAAGGAAGAAACUGAUGGAGAACAAGUUAAAACUGGCCCAGGAAAAAGAAAAACUGGCCCAGAGCAAGGAGAAACUCACAAAGAACAAGAAUAUAGUAGCCUGGAGGGAGAAGUCUUUGGCUCAGGAGAAGGAGAAUCUGCUUCAGGAGAAAGUGAAAUUGGCUCAGAAGAAAGAGAACUUCCUCUGGGUCAAAGAAAACCUCACCCAGAACAGAAAUAAAUUAGUUCAAGCAAAGGAGAAACUGGACAUGUAUAAGAAUAAACUUGCUCAGGUAGAGAAGAGGCUGAUAGAAGAAAAGGAAAAAGUUUUGCAGAAGAAGCAGAAGCUGGCUGAAGCAGAGAAAAAGCUGACCCAAUUAGAGGAGAGUCUGGCCGAGAAGCAGCACAAUCUAGCCCAGGACAAGAUGGAAGUAGCUAAGGAGAAGAGGACAGUAUUUCAAGAACUAAAACUGCUCAGAGGAGACUGGGACAGAACCAAGGAAGAAAAGGCACUGGGCACAGAAAUUAAGAGACUGGCCCAGGAGAAGAUAAGGCUGGCUGAGGGAAAGCAAAUUCUCUCCACCGGAGAGACUGAUGAAACCUUAAAACAGAGAAGACUGACUAAGAAUGAACUAGAACUAAUCAAGAAAAAAUUGUCACUAGAGGAGAAGAUACUGAGGUAUGAGGAUAGGAUAUUGGCCACAGAGCAAAGGGACAUUGCCAAGGAAAAACUGGAACUUACCAGAGGAGGGAGAGUAUACGCCCAGGAAGAGAGGAAGCUAGCAAAAGCAAUGAGGAAGUUGGCUAAAGAAAAGGAGGUUGCUGCCAAGCCACAGUCAAAAGUGAGCAGCAAAAUCUUAAAGGCACUUCAAGACCUUACCAAAGAAGAAAUGAAACUGACUCAGGAGGAAAUAGAGUUGACAAAGAUGAAGAGGAACUUCUUUGCUAAGGAAAGGAAAUUGAGCAAGGAACAAAACAAACUUGAUGCCAAAGAGUGGGAUUUUUCUGAGGAACAACCAGAAAUAAGCAAAGACGAGAAGAAACUGGCUAAGAAACAGAGAAAACUGGCCAAGGAAAUGAAAAGAAUGAUAAAGAAAGAGAAGAAAAUAACGGAGAAAGAAAGCAGGUUGGCCAGGCAACAGAGAGAGGUCAUACAGGAAGAGGAGGAGGAGGAACUAACAGAGGAUGAGGAGGUAAUUCCACUGCUGGGACAGAAAAAAGGAAGAAAGCUAAAGACCAUGGAUAUACCACAGAAAGAAGUUCCUGGUCAUGAGGAAAGCAGAGAGAGCCUUUCUGAAGAAAUGGAAAGCUUAGUAGGUGAAGUAGAACAAGAGAGUUUGUCUGAGGAAGAGGAAGAGGAAGAAGAGGAGGAGGAGGAGGAGGAAGAGGAAGAGGAAGAAAACAAAGGGGAGGUGGUAGAGGAGCAAGGGGAGGUGGUAGAGGAGGAGGAAGAGGAGGGAAAGAAGAGGGAGGCAGAGAAGGAGAAAGAGAAGAAGGAGAAGAAAAAGAAGAAGAAAAAGAAGAAGAAGGAAGAAGGGGAGGAGGAAGAGGAAGUGUUUGAAGAGGAGGAGGAGGAAAGCAUCAGUGAGGAAGAGUCAGAAAGUCUGAGUGAGGAAGAGUUGGAAAGUCCGAGUGAGAAAGAAGAGGAGAAAAGAUCAUGGGAAAAAGAGAUCAUAAGAAAAGAAAAGUUAUUUAAGUCACCAGUGGAAAAACAAAAGGACCAAAAAGGAAGAAAAAUAAUCCCCUCUAUUGGAAAAAGAAUCCCUGAUAUCAAAGACACUGCUCUACAGCUGAAAGUUCUGAAAAUCCCUUCCAAGAAAGUGAUCUCCGUAGCUCUGGGCAAGCAAGAGAAGAUACUAGUGCCAGUGUCUAUGAAACAAGUAUCCUGGGAAGACAAGGCCAGAGCACUUGAGACAUCCAGGAUACUUCCAGAGUCAAGGUUUAGGGAUAAACAAGGAGAACUGCUGGAGAAAUAUAAGCCCAGACCUCUACAACUUUUGGAUACAGUUUUGGAGUCCCCAGAGCCAGGCUUAAAGACUCCAUAUUUAUUUCAAAUAUUGAGGAAGACCAUAGAAGCUCACAAACUCCAAGGCAAACCACUAGAGCCUAAGUGGAAGUGGAUUUUGCAGCAUCAUCCAUAUCUGAAAGGAAUGACUGAGGUACAAUUACCUGUGCCCCAAAUUUGGGACAAGGGUGCUCAGGUAAGACUCUCAGAUAUCGAGUGGAUCCACCAUGUCCUAGAACAGAUGGAGGCAGGAGAACAGCUUUCUAGGGAUAGUUUCCACAGAUUGUGCCAGCUUCUCAAAGACCUCACCUCAAAGGGAAACUUAGGUUGGAUACAUCUGGCUCAACUUAAAGCUAUUGUAAACCGUCACAAGCAGGUCCUGGAGUCACGAAGUGCACGGAUCUCAAAACCCAGUAAGGAGCCCAUGGAUCCAAAGUACCUGAAAGUGAUCCCACCUAUAAAAAGAAAGGAAAAGGAAGGCUGGUUAAAACCUUUGGCUGUCCCCACACCAACGUCCCCAUUAGAUACCCAACAGAUUCUGACCCCAAAGGGUGUAAAUUGGCAUCUUCUAGGAGAGCCUUACCGGAGUGCACGGGCAGAGCAGGUAUCUGCUGCUCUCAAGGAGAUGGAGAUGCAACACUUCUAUCCUGCCACAAGAGACAUUUUCACAGGUGCCCAUGCCUCUGUGGAAAAACAAACCCUAGCACUGAUGUUUCAAAAGGACUUCUGGGUUUUUAAGGACAAAGGCAGGUUUCCCAAAUUGCCCAAGCUGGAGAAGAAGGUACAGCCCGUCUCUAAGAAAAAGGAAGAGGUGCCUCUCUGGGAGACAUUUGUGGCUCUGUACUAUGUCUUGCGGAUGUUGCAGCAACGAUAUGCAAAAGACCAUGCUGCUUGGAUGGAACAGUUCUACCAACUCAUGGACCUGUACCAACUUAAGUCACCUCGAAUCCAGAAGCUGCUACAGGAGCUAUUACUGAGAGAGGAACCCCAGUCCCAAGAGAUCACCUCCAUGGAGGCCCUAAAUGCCACAGAGCUAGCUCCUGGGGAGCGGUUGUUCUAUCAUCUGUUUUGUAGUGGCUCUCAAAAACCUAAAGGUCCUCUGGAGUUCCAGGAAGUGGUGUCCCUCCCAGGUCAGAAUAACGUCCGUACCAUGCUUCCCAGGGGCAUUGCUCAGUAUGGGAUCUUAGAACUCGCUUGGAAGAGCCUGCCCCAAGCUGAUAUUCACCUUACCAAGGAAUUGCCCCAUAUUGUUGCCCCCACCCCCUAAUUUGAGACUGACUGGAGGUCAGGACUUUUCAUUCCCACCUGGAGGAAGGCCUUGUCACCAUAAUCUAGACCCUUAUCUCUAGGACCCACACAGAGGUAGGGCCAGGCCAAAGCCCUUUCCCUACCUAGCUGCAGAAACCAGCUUCCAUAUGUGGAAUAAAGAGGAAGUUCUCAUUUUCA
Canis lupus familiaris (dog) is the source of this 9357-nucleotide messenger RNA. RefSeq names its product WD repeat domain 87 (gene WDR87). The coding region runs from base 452 to 9178 and encodes 2908 amino acids. The record is from RefSeq and is a predicted model, not a curated record. NCBI's taxonomy places the organism in Eukaryota, Metazoa, Chordata, Mammalia, Carnivora, Canidae. Gene Ontology annotation, molecular function: protein binding. The transcript has 8 exons.